This is a messenger RNA of Peromyscus eremicus (cactus mouse), 3822 nucleotides long. It is a transcript of the gene Myo1d, whose product is annotated as myosin ID. The record is from RefSeq and is a predicted model, not a curated record. The transcript is spliced from 22 exons. Gene Ontology annotation, biological process: actin filament organization; vesicle transport along actin filament. Gene Ontology annotation, cellular component: myosin complex; vesicle; cytoplasm. Bases 233 to 3253 code for a protein of 1006 amino acids. NCBI's taxonomy places the organism in Eukaryota, Metazoa, Chordata, Mammalia, Rodentia, Cricetidae. Gene Ontology annotation, molecular function: microfilament motor activity; ATP binding; actin filament binding.
CCGGACCCAGGCUAGAGGCGGGACCAGCCGCCGCCGUCUCCGUCUCGCCACCACGGCCCCCACACAGCCCGCAGUCACCGCGGGAGGAGCGGAAGCCGCCGGCCUCGCCCGUCCAGAGCCGCGCCGGCCCCCGAGCGCUGAGGAGCCGCGGCCACCUCUCUCCGCCUCGACCCCUCCCGAGCGUGCCGCGCGCCCCCGCCCCGGCCCGAGCGCGCCCACCUGAGCCGGCGCCAUGGCGGAGCAGGAGAGCCUGGAAUUCGGCAAGGCGGACUUCGUGCUGAUGGACACCGUCUCCAUGCCCGAGUUCAUGGCCAACCUUAGGCUCAGAUUUGAGAAAGGACGCAUCUACACAUUCAUUGGAGAAGUGGUCGUUUCUGUGAACCCCUACAAGGUGCUGAACAUCUAUGGAAGGGACACAGUUGAGCAGUAUAAAGGUCGUGAGCUGUAUGAGAGACCUCCUCAUCUUUUUGCUAUUGCUGACGCUGCUUACAAGGCUAUGAAGAGGCGAUCAAAAGACACCUGUAUUAUGAUAUCAGGGGAAAGUGGAGCUGGUAAAACAGAGGCCAGUAAGUACAUCAUGCAGUAUAUCGCCGCCAUCACCAACCCCAGCCAGAGAGCAGAGAUAGAAAGAGUGAAGAAUAUGUUGCUGAAGUCAAACUGUGUUUUGGAAGCUUUUGGAAAUGCCAAAACCAAUCGUAAUGACAAUUCAAGCAGGUUUGGAAAAUACAUGGAUAUCAACUUUGACUUCAAGGGAGACCCUAUUGGGGGACAUAUCAAUAACUAUUUGCUGGAAAAGUCUCGUGUGAUUGUGCAACAGCCGGGAGAACGAAGCUUCCAUUCUUUUUAUCAGCUGCUCCAGGGAGGUUCUGAGCAGAUGCUGCACUCUCUACACCUGCAGAAGUCCCUUUCAUCCUACAACUACAUCCGUGGGGGGGCACAGCUGAAGUGUUCCAUCAAUGAUGCUGCCGAGUUCAAAGUCGUAGCCGAUGCCAUGAAAGUAAUUGGAUUCAAACCUGAGGAGAUUCAAACAGUAUAUAAAAUUUUGGCUGCUAUUCUUCACUUGGGAAAUUUAAAGUUUAUAGUAGAUGGUGACACGCCACUCAUUGAGAAUGGCAAGGUUGUGUCUGUCAUAGCAGAAUUGCUCUCUACUAAGACAGACAUGGUGGAGAAAGCCCUUCUGUACCGGACGGUGGCCACAGGCCGUGACAUCAUCGACAAGCAGCACACGGAACAGGAAGCUAGCUACGGCAGAGACGCCUUUGCCAAGGCAAUAUAUGAACGCCUUUUUUGUUGGAUUGUUACUCGCAUCAAUGACAUUAUCGAGGUCAAGAACUAUGACACCACGAUUCAUGGGAAAAACACUGUUAUUGGUGUAUUGGAUAUCUAUGGCUUUGAAAUCUUUGACAACAACAGCUUUGAACAGUUCUGCAUUAACUACUGCAAUGAGAAACUGCAGCAGCUGUUUAUUCAGCUGGUUCUGAAGCAGGAGCAGGAAGAGUACCAGCGGGAAGGCAUCCCUUGGAAACACAUUGAUUACUUCAACAACCAGAUCAUUGUGGACCUUGUGGAGCAGCAGCACAAAGGCAUCAUUGCAAUCCUGGACGAUGCUUGUAUGAAUGUUGGCAAAGUCACCGACGGAAUGUUCCUUGAGGCCCUAAACAAUAAAUUGGGCAAACAUGGUCAUUUUUCCAGCCGAAAGACCUGUGCCUCAGACAAAAUCCUGGAGUUUGAUCGGGACUUUCGAAUCCGGCAUUAUGCAGGUGAUGUGGUCUAUUCUGCCAUUGGUUUUAUUGACAAAAAUAAAGAUACUUUAUUUCAAGAUUUCAAACGUCUCAUGUAUAACAGUUCAAAUCCUGUGCUGAAGACGAUGUGGCCCGAAGGCAAACUGAGCAUUACAGAGGUGACCAAGAGACCUCUGACCGCUGCCACCUUGUUUAAAAAUUCUAUGAUUGCUUUAGUAGACAACCUUGCUUCAAAGGAACCGUACUAUGUACGCUGCAUCAAACCCAACGACAAGAAGUCCCCACAGAUAUUUGAUGAUGAGCGCUGCCGCCAUCAGGUGGAAUACCUUGGAUUACUGGAGAACGUGAGAGUGCGCCGGGCAGGGUUUGCGUUCCGCCAGACCUAUGAGAAAUUUCUUCACAGGUACAAGAUGAUCUCUGAAUUUACUUGGCCUAACCAUGACCUUCCUUCAGACAAAGAAGCUGUUAAGAAACUCAUAGAACAAUGUGGCUUUCAGGAUGACGUAGCUUAUGGGAAGACCAAAAUUUUCAUUCGAACACCCCGUACGUUGUUCACCUUGGAAGAACUCCGUGCCCAGAUGCUUGUGAGGAUUGUCCUCUUCCUACAAAAGGUGUGGCGUGGCACCCUGGCCCGAAUGCGGUACAAGAGGACCAAGGCAGCUCUGACAAUAAUCAGGUACUACCGGCGCUAUAAAGUGAAGUCGUACAUCCACGAGGUAGCCAGACGCUUCCAUGGUGUCAAGAACAUGAAAGACUACGGGAAGCAUGUGAAGUGGCCAACCCCACCAAAAGUUCUGCGCCGUUUUGAGGAGGCUCUGCAGUCAAUUUUUAAUAGAUGGAGAGCAUCCCAACUCAUCAAGACCAUACCUGCUUCAGACCUUCCCCAGGUCAGGGCAAAGGUUGCAGCCAUGGAAAUGUUGAAAGGUCAAAGGGCAGACCUUGGACUCCAGAGGGCCUGGGAAGGCAACUAUCUUGCUUCGAAGCCAGAUACACCCCAGACCUCAGGCACUUUCAUGCCAGUUGCUAAUGAACUGAAACGCAAGGACAAAUAUAUGAACGUCCUCUUUUCCUGUCAUGUCCGGAAGGUGAAUCGAUUUAGUAAGGUAGAAGACCGAGCAAUUUUUGUCACUGACCGUCACCUGUAUAAAAUGGACCCUACUAAGCAGUACAAAGUGAUGAAGACUAUCCCUCUGUACAAUUUGACUGGUCUGAGUGUCUCCAAUGGAAAGGACCAGCUCGUAGUGUUCCAUACAAAAGACAACAAAGACCUCAUUGUCUGCCUCUUCAGCAAACAGCCAACCCAUGAGAGUCGAAUUGGAGAACUUGUUGGAGUCCUGGUGAAUCAUUUCAAGAGUGAGAAGCGCCACCUUCAAGUGAACGUCACCAACCCGGUGCAGUGCAGCCUGCAUGGGAAGAAAUGCACCGUCUCUGUGGAGACACGGCUUAAUCAGCCACAGCCUGACUUCACCAAGAACCGCUCAGGCUUCAUCCUCAGUGUGCCGGGGAACUGACUGCUGCACACCGGAGGCCUGGCACCAGGCCGGCCAGGCCCUUAGCCUCUCCAUCCCACACACGUUCCGCCUUGCUCAGCAGCCCAGGAGCCCAGCUCAUUGCUGUAUGCCCUCUACUACCACUAGAAAUCAGCUUACAAGGGCCUCCACUGGACAGGGCUCCUCUGCCUUCCCUGAAGCCCUGCUCAUGAGGUGUCCUGCCUGGCUCUCUGCCCCUGCCUCUGUUCUCGCAAAUUUCCAUAGUCCCUGCUCAGGAAACCAAAGUCCCUCUGCAGCGUCCUGGGCUGACAGCUAGACCACUUCUCACCUCACAGGCAACCGGAUAGUACCUGUAGCUGGUAAAGGGCCAGUGACUGCUGCUGACCCAGCAGAGGGAUGGGUGGUCCAGAGCACAGAACAGUUUCUCCAGCCAAACACUCGUUCUCCUAGAGCUUUGGAUCCAGUGUCCGUGAGCAGAGGACUAGCCCUGCUCCGUGACCUCCACCUCAUGCCUUCCUUCCCCCACAUGAUCACAGCCCUUGGGACCUAGCUCAGAGCCCCUGGGCACAAGCCGUACCCCUAGCAGCCAG